Messenger RNA from Episyrphus balteatus (marmalade hoverfly), 2117 nucleotides. It is a transcript of the gene Ice2, whose product is annotated as little elongation complex subunit 2. Bases 94 to 2040 code for a protein of 648 amino acids. The record is from RefSeq and is a predicted model, not a curated record. The transcript has a single exon. Gene Ontology annotation, cellular component: transcription elongation factor complex. NCBI's taxonomy places the organism in Eukaryota, Metazoa, Arthropoda, Insecta, Diptera, Syrphidae.
UCAAAAUGUCAAAAAACCAAAACAAAAAACAUGUUUGCAAAAUUGUAUUAAAUUUUAAACGUAAUAAUUCCAAAUUAAAUACUAAAAAAAACCAUGAAUACAACAGUCCAUAAAACUGCUUCUCAACCACCAUUAUCACAUUUCGACAAAUCCUUUACUGACAAUCCAUGGGAUUCACUCUAUUGUGCAUUAAAUGACAUCGAACCAAUAUUUGCCGAUGAAGAUUUCACAAAAGCACCACCAUAUCUCCAAGCACAAACUCUUGAUCCACGAAAUAAACUUGCAAUAAGUCAAUCUAUUUAUGAUCACACAAUCUAUUUGAAACCAGAAAUAUUUAGAUGUCCAAAUAGAUCUACAUUAAAUUACAAAGAACAUUCAUUGUGUUUGUCUUUUUUACAAUCACUUAAAGCCAAACAACAAGUCUUUCCCCAUCAAGUUGAAUGUUUUGAAAAAACAUUCCCCCGACGAAAGAAAGAACAAAAUGAUUUUAUGAAUUUUUUAGCUCAAUAUAAUACAGCUAGCUUUGAAAAGAUUUAUGCUCCAAAUUUGUUGUUUGCCGAGCUUUAUUCAAAAUUUUACCGCCAUGAAGUGGAACUUCUUAUGGCGAAGCAUAAAGAUGGUAUUUUUCAAAUUCACACAGGUUUUCCAAUACCACAGAAAUGUGGUAAUGUUGAUAAAUCAGGAACAAUCUCUGAUAUAGAAUUUCUUGAUGGUUGUCAUAGUUCUUUUUAUCGAUUAGAUCCAAAUUUGGAUCUUUCAAGAAUGAAGUCACGUAUUCAGACUUAUUUUGAUCUCUCUUUGGGUGAACCAAAAGAGAUCAAUGAGUCUGAACCCGACCAACAGGCUCAAUUUAACAUCUCCACGGAGGCUCUCGUAUUUCUGCUCAGCGCAGGAGAAUACAUUGACAAUCCCACCGAAGUCAUUGUCCAAGUUGUCCCUGGUGAGGAUGGAGAGAAUGUCAUUCACAUUAAUGACCUCCUCCCAUCUCGAAAUACCGGUCCCCAUACUGCAGAACUUGUGACCAGUAUGUGCACCGAUGUUUUUCUUAAAAUGAAGAACGAAGAAUGUGCAACAGAAAUCCAAGCGACUGACUUUAAAGGUCCUUAUCAGUUACAAACCCUUGAUGAAUUCAUGAGCACCCAAAGAGAACAUAGUUCAUCCUCUCAAUCAAGGAGUUUCGGUCAUGUCAAAUGGAACCUGAAUCUAGAAAACGAUACAAAACAAUUCCAAAUCAUCUCUAAGACCAAAUACGCUCCUAAGGACACCCAAAAGACAAGACAAACCUUACACAGUAUCAAAUUGGAAUACAAGACACAAUUUGGUUGUGAAAUAAUCAGCAAAGCGAAUCUCAUAAGAGAAUGGUUUCAUUUGCAGUUUUCCAAUUCACCUGAGUCGCCAUUCAGUCGACUACGUAUCAACGCCAGUACUUUUAAGACAGUCCUCCAAGAAAACCUUCAUCUCGAAGAAAUCGAACUGGAGUUAGAGAGACGUUAUAAAGUAAGAAUUCCCCGUCUAUUAGGAUCCCUUGGUGACUUCCUUGGACUUUUGAGCAACGUUGGCCCUGGGAGAUACCUUCUACGUUACAAUUCUCGUUUUCAAGACAAACUAAUGCUCUACUCUGAAGUCACUGCGUCCACUAGCAAAUCCAGUGUUAGUGUGCACAGUCUCCUACAGGAGACUUCAUCAGAUUUAGCCUUCAUGACACUACGCCAAUUAACUCCCAUCGAUGAUGUCCUUUGCACUGCGAUGCAUGACUUUUAUAAAAUCUUACCAUGUUCAUUUCCAGCCGGAUAUAGUACUUCGAAGACGACAAGACGAAUCAUUGACGAUCGAUCAUAUAUUCAGAAAAAGGCGAGGAUAAAACAAGAAAUUCAAGAGGCUAAAGAUAGAAUGGCAAAGAAAAGGAGAAAUUUUGUAAAAAAGACAAAGAGAGCUCAGAAACUGAAGCAAAAAUCAAAAGCCAAGCAGGAGGAUCAAAAGGAGACACAAGAACUAGAAGAUGAAAUUAAAAAUGAUCGAAUUUUAUUCGGGUUUGAGUAAAUUUUUGCGAUUUAUUUAUCCUAGGCUUAGCAAAAAUGUUUUAUAAAUAAAAUCCAUUAAAUGUAUUAUAACUGUAA